Molecule: messenger RNA, 1040 nt
Organism: Cuscuta europaea
Lineage: Eukaryota; Viridiplantae; Streptophyta; Magnoliopsida; Solanales; Convolvulaceae
Source: the annotation of a GenBank genome assembly
UUGACUAUUGUGUCUUUUUUCAAACAAAUGACACAAUGAUGCUCUGUUUCGGUACCUGAAUUUGGACAAAAUCCGGAUGUAAAAACUGGAAGCCAUCCCUAAUCUUGGCCCAUGCCCCAUGAGUACCUGGGUCUGGAUGCAAAUUUUUACAUUCUCAACGGCGUAAAUACCGAAAAUCUAUUUCUGCAGAAGAAUCUCAGUGUUAUCGAUUGUUCAAUAUAAACCAAAACAGUAUGUAUAAUCGAAUUCCUUUGUACAGAAGUUUCCGUUUGCGGCAGCGGUUCAGGACCACCGGCUCGUCGGUUCUAAGCUAUUUGGCAGCUCCUCUGUUGAGACGGAAAGCUCAGAAUUCAUGGGCUGCUGUUCAGGACACCUACUAUUCUACCAAGGACAUAUUUGAGAGCCAUAAGGUGGUGUUUACCAUAUCGACUUCAAUAGCAUCCGUUGCAACAGCAUGGGCUGGUUAUUUACUACGCCACUAUCAUGAAUCAAGAGUUGACCAACGGCUUGAUUGUAUAGAAAAAUCUAUGAAAAGGAAGUAUGAUAUCGAAGAUCCUGGGUUUAAGAAGCUUGUUUCAGGUGGCAUCAGCAUUCCCGCUUGUGUUGCAACUGCUGGAACUACGUUGAUUGUUGGAUAUGGCUUGGGGUGGCGAGGUGGGAAGUGGUAUGCAAAUAAGCAGUUCAAAAGGGAACAGAUGAAACUAUUGGGACUAAUAAAACCAAGAAGGUGGCGUCUUAGGUUACCCCUUUCCAGAUUAAGGUCAUCGCAAGGGAGUGAUGGUGGUGCUAAAGCUCCAGAAGCAUCAAUAGCAUCUGGUGUUGCUGUUCAAAGUCCAGGACCUAACCUGUAAUUAUUCAUUACUAAACAUUCUAAUUUACAACUUUAUUUUCACUUGUUGAUCGAAUUAAAGAUCAGCUAGCACCAAAGGUCCUUAUCAGAACACCUACUCUUAUUUUCUAACUAACAACACACACAUAUAAAGCCUAAUCUUACUUGCAUUUGACUGGAAAGAGGGAUAUAAUUUGAUUCUUUUGGUCUA